Molecule: messenger RNA, 816 nt
Organism: Geodia barretti
Lineage: Eukaryota; Metazoa; Porifera; Demospongiae; Tetractinellida; Geodiidae
Source: the annotation of a GenBank genome assembly
AUGCCGAACUAUAUUUGCAAAACGUGUGGGGUCCAGUUCGCCAAGUCUCCAGAGCCCCCCGCUGAGUGUCCGAUCUGCUUGGACCCACGCCAGUACGUUGGCUGGGAAGGUCAACAGUGGACAACUAUGGAUGAGCUUCUGAAGAAUGGGUACCGUAACGACGUCCGAGUCGAAGAGGCUGGUCUCCUGGGUAUUGGUAUUACUCCUUCGUUUACCAUCGGGCAGCGGGCAUUGCUGGUACAGACUCCGGGAGGCAAUAUACUGUACGACUGCGUGAGCCUAUUGGAUGACGAGGCGGUCUCACAGAUAGAGGACGCUGGCGGAAUCGACUUCAUUUGCUUCUCACAUCCGCACUUCUACGAUAGCAAUGUGGAGUACAGUAGGACAUUCGGUGGUGCACCGAUCAUCAUUCCUGAAGCCGACCGCGAGCAUGUUAUGCGUUCCGACCCUGCGAUAGAGUACUGGGACGGCAGUCCACGCGAGCUUGUUCCCGGGGUUACGCUCAUCCAAUGUGGGGGACACUUCGAGGGAGUGCGGUCUUGCACUGGUCGUAUGGUCGCAGACGGAGCGGGGGCACUGCUUGUGGGAGACAGUAUAACUGUCGUGCCGGACCGACGAUUCGUCAGCUUCAUGACGAGCUAUCCGAACCUGAUCCCGAUGUCCGAGGCCAAGGUGCGUGGCAUUGUUGAGGCAGUCGAACCCUAUGAAUUCGAUCGGAUUUACGGUGGAUGGUGGGGCCGGAACGUCGUGUCAGGUGCCAAGGAAGCAGUAAGGCGGUCGGCUGCGCGUUACAUCGAGCAUAUGUCUCGGGAGUAA